GAGAAACAGAAACAACGCUUUUGAAUCCUUAAUUCUCUCUCUUCCAGAAAAUCGAACAAUCUUAAGCCAGUUAACCCUUGCCCCGCCGUCGUCUCUCCUCUCAGGCUAACGCUGAUCGGCUCAUGGGAUCUACUUCCUAUUAAAAGGAACAAGAAAGCAGAAUAUAUUAUAGAAGAUGGAUACAGUCUACAAGCCUUAUUUCGAUCCCGACUUCGAAUCACUGAUAGAAAGAAUACACCCUCCAAGCGUUAGUAUAGAUAACGACACGUGGCCAGACUGCACCCUCGUGAAGGUUGACAGUGCAAACAAGCACGGAAUCUUGCUAGAGAUGGUGCAAGUGCUGACAGAUCUCGAUCUGGUCAUCUCCAAAUCUUACAUUUGUUCGGACGGUGGUUGGUUCAUGGAUGUCUUCCAUGUGACCGAUCAGUUUGGCCGCAAAGUCACGGACGAAAGCCUCCUCCUUUACAUCCAACAGGCAAUGUGUGCGAGCAGAAGGGCGAGCCAGGAGGUGAAGGCAUGCGCGGGGAGAGAGGUCAGGCCCAUACACGUGUCGGCGGAUCACACGGCCUUGGAGAUCACCGGACUGGACCGCCCCGGCCUAAUGUCAGAGAUCUCAGCGGUGCUGGCCGAGCUCGAGUGCCAUGUGGCGGCGGCGGCAGCGUGGACGCACAACGGUCGCGUGGCAUGCAUCAUCUAUGUGGACGAUCCGGACCUGGACCACGCCGCCGACGCGCGGGCGCAGCUGGAGAACGUGGUGGAGGCCCACCACCCCGACGGCGAGCGGUUUAGCGUGAGGGUGGCGGCUCCCGCCGCCGACCGGGCCCACACGGAGAGGCGGCUCCACCAGCUGAUGUGGGCGGAUGGCGACUACGACAGGUGCGGCGGCGGCGGCGGGAGGAGGGAUGAAACGCACGUUACGAUCGAUCAUUGCAAGGAGAGAGGGUAUUCGGUGGUGAACGUGAGGAGUAGAGACCGGCCGAAGUUGCUGUUCGACACCGUUUGUACCUUGACGGACAUGGAAUACGUGGUUUUCCACGCUGCUGUCAGCUCCAGGGGAUCCAUCGCUUUCCAGGAGUACUACAUACGGCACAUGGACGGGUGUACACUGGACUCAGCAAGCGAGAGGAGAAGGGUUGCCCAAUGCUUAAUUGCUGCCACAGAACGCAGAGUCUCCCAUGGUCUGAGACUGGACGUCCUAACUAGAAACCAAUUGGGGCUCCUUUCGGACAUAACAAGGGUGUUUCGAGAGCACGGGCUAUCGAUCACGCGGGCAGAGAUCGGGAUCCGGGGCGAGCGAGCGGUCGGGUCUUUCUAUGUUACAGACGCUUCCGGGCAAGAUGCAAACCCUGAAACUGUAGACAUGGUGAGGCAAGAGAUUGGGGGAACGGUGCUGAUGGUUAACAACUCGCCGAGCCACUCGCCCCAGGGGCUGUCACAGAGAACGAGCAGAAAAAACAGCGAGGACGACAAUAAGGUACAAGAAGAGGAGCCGAGGUUCUCGCUGGGGGCCAAGUUAUGGUCUCAUCUUGAGCGGCUAUCCGGCAACUUCAGGCCCAUUAGAUCGUGAAUCCAUCGCCGCACGGUAAGGGAAAUGGCCGGCCACUGUAUCAUGUUCUAGGCUUCUGUAAAUAUGUCGUUAGCAUAUGUUGGUUUUCAAAUACUCAAUGCUACCUUCUGAUUAGACUCAA
This is a messenger RNA of Diospyros lotus (date-plum), 1688 nucleotides long. Its product is annotated as ACT domain-containing protein ACR1. The transcript has 8 exons. NCBI's taxonomy places the organism in Eukaryota, Viridiplantae, Streptophyta, Magnoliopsida, Ericales, Ebenaceae. The coding region runs from base 176 to 1567 and encodes 463 amino acids. The record is from RefSeq and is a predicted model, not a curated record.